AGGACCGCAUUUCUCUCUAGUAUGAUUGGUUUUUGGUAAUCCUCGUCCGCCCGACGACCUGCUCCUUCAUCUAAUGUAGACUAGACCUGCUGGAUUUCUAUUUAUGUUCAUAGUUUUCUAUAGAUUUCCUCUAUAGCAGGCAGGAAAAUUAUUUUUGUGUCCUAUUUUUCUUGAUUGAUGCAGUAUCUCUACCUGCAUGGCUGUACUUAAUCAAAAUAUUAGGUCAAUCAGUGUUCUAAAAAUCAAUGUAUGUUGACUUCCCCACACCUAACUACCUAACCUAAAUAAUUAGUGAUAAUAGCUGACUUGAGGACUUAAAUAGGUGAUUCGAGGCUUCUAGAUUUUGGAAGACGAUUAGAAUUUCAAGAACCACGUAUACUCAUUUACAACAACCCCAUAUAAUUAUAAUUACAUCAUUUAGUAAGGAACUGGAGAGAGUCCACGGUGUAUUAUAUUUAUAUAGUGUAUUAUCAUCAUCUUCACGCUUCUGCUGUGUUGUACUUUAGAGUUUAUCGUGGUGGGUGUAGUAUGGAUCAAUCAUUGGACAUUUUGAGUUUGCUGAUAGAUAGUACGAGUAUGCUGAUGCUUGUAGUAAUCGGAACAUAUUGAGUAAUAUUACAUGGCUCUCCUUCUCGUGUAUGCCGUAUGAAUAUGAUCGUUUAGGGAGGCUUAGGUGCAUAUUGGAGAGGUCAAGUAAUAGCCGACUUGUUGCUGCAUCCACGCGGCAGAUUUUGCGCAUCCCACCGCCGAAUAAGCGUCCUCAGCGUUGUCCUCGUUGCAAGUCUUUUUCCGUUCAUUACUGGUAAAAAAUAGUACAGUAGGAAGGUAUCAUGGGGCGUGAAGCGUGGUUAUAUGGGGGCCCGGUGAGUGGGUCGCCUGGGUAUGGGAAUGGCAAUGGAUAUGAUUAUGUCGAGAGCACGAGCAGUGCCCGUGGAGGUCCUCGUGGGAAUAUUGUUAUAGGGGGUCCCUCCAGCCCAGGUGGUGGGACGAGUAGGAGAAAUUACGGAGGCAGUUUCUCCCCUAAAGCCGCGAGUAGAGGAGCAGGCACAUCCAGCAAGACAAGUACUGGUGGCCCACUUGUCUGCACAAACGUCGUCCCCGUAGAGCUAGAGGGGGAACUUGUUAUACAACAAAAUAACAGUCGUCGUAUUGACGCUUGUCUCCUCAAAAGGUUCCAAGCAAGCAGCAAAUUUUUCAUGGAGGAGGAAGGCGAACACUGGCUGACGAAAUAUCACACCUUCGGCUACUAUCGCGACCUCAAGACGCAGGAACGCAUCGACCUGCCUGAACGAAGUAAAGUCGCAGCAAUAUUGGGCGAGCUUGAUCUUUUUCUGCUGCAACCAGUGACCAAGAAAUUCAAUCUCAGGUAUUAUUUGUCCUUCUAAUCAAGUUUCCGACUAAUUUAGAAACUCCUUCAUUCGACAAUGUGAAUGUGAUUGAAAGUCGCGCGAAGAACAACAGGAUUAGGACGCCGGUGAUGAGCAUAAGGAUGAUGAUUUCUACGAACUUGUUCAAAAUGAAUCACAGGUACCACACCUUCGGCGAGGCGCAUUGUUGCGCAAAGAAGGCAGGGAUGACGACAAAGGACCCAAUGGUGGUUCGCAAUCCAGAGAACGGGAAGAUUUCCAAGACCGUCGGAUAUCGUACAUCCAUUCUGUUACGCGUGCGUUUGCACCCGACAAAGGGCGAUCCGCGAACUCAAUUUCUGUCCAAAGGCACGCUAGUGGCGAUUCUGCUGCAUGAGAUCGCGCACCUUCGACACAUGAACCACGGACGCGACUUUAUGCUCUUCUUGAAAGAGCUUUUUACGUUUGCUCACGAUGACCUGAAGAUUUUUGAUCAUGAGCUGCUGGGGGAGAACGAAGUUCCGUCGCCGUGGGAAUGGGAAAACAUGAUCUACAAAACGAACGGCAAAGUUGCGGAGAAGAUGCUCGACAAAAAAUUCGCAGAGCACCUAGAGAAGGAGAAAGCAAAGGCACUAGAAGCGAAGAAAGCUGGGCAGCCAGAGUCUGUAGCGCUAACAAGUAGUCCGACAGUGGGAAAUGACCACAGUCCAGUACAUCGAGAUCCAUCAUUGUCCUUGUCUCCUAGCCAUGGAGGAGGAGGGGAUCUAUCGCAAUCAAGAGACGCAGAUGGCGCAACAAACGCGAGAACAGGGAGUCUCGAAUCGCCGACCGCAGGCGACCGAGGCUCCCCCGACAGCAAAAAGGGUAUGACAAGUCCUGUUGCGAAUUCCACUGGGCAAACAGCGACUACCAAAAAAACGACUGGCAGUGGUGCCACGUCGACUUCCUCGAGUGUAGCAGCACGGGCAACAACGGGCGGCAUGACUCUGACAAGUACUAGUAGCAGUGCAGUGGUGAUCAGCCCACCGAAACGGCUGAGCUCUCUUGGCCCAGGUUCCACGAUAGGUUCUCCUAAUCGGGAAUUGCGUGAGGCUCCUGCUAGGAGAAAUAGUGUUGGAGGCUCGACAACGGGAAAUGGAGCAUCGUUGCUGGUCGUGGGUCAGUCGCCAGGGGGUAGCAAGUCGGCGCGUGGUGGCCCCGUUGAUGGUACGCUUAGCCCGGAGAGCAAGAUUCAGACGCAGUGUGCGUCGUCGCCUACGGCAGUAAGUCGCAUGGGUCGGUUCGAAUCCCAACCGCACACUAGAGGUUUGAGUGGGUUACCUACCACGGCCUCAUCUUCCUCCAGUAGCAGUAGUAUCUUGAGCACGAGUACAUCAAGCGCGGCGCCCUCGUCAACGUCGGCGGUAGCAUCUGCGUCCGGUCUGCGUUCGCACAACUCGCCCGCUGUUUACAUGGAGGGUCACGACGGUAAUCCGAUCGAGCUCUUUUGCGGAAAUCCGGUUAAGUCUGCUCGCACAUUGACGAAACCGGUCGCACCGCGCUUAUCGACCAGUGGCCGGGGCGCAGCAAGGUCCCCAACCGGACCGUCAUCGCCGAAGGCACCCAAUUCGAUGCAAGGGGGCGGGAUCGGGCGGACCGAUGGCGGCAAUUCGCUCGUGCUCUCCCCUGGUCCAGGAAAUAGUGCUGCGAGUGCCCAAACUGGCGCCGACAAGAACAUGGCGACCAUGCUCAAUAUGGCUCACAGCCCAGUUUUCCAGUCGGCGUACGAGAGACUUCGGUCAAUAGGAGCUCUGGGCUCUCAUACAAAGGCGCGCGACGCCGCGAAAAACGCUGAGGAGCAGCCUACGCGAGCCGUCUCUCAGUACUCAACACUCCAAGUCGGUGACUUUUUCAAAAAGUGAAACAAGGCGGACGUUUGCAAAAAGCUUCCCUUGGAUAUCUCGAUCGAUAGUCGCUACUUGCCCUUAAUGGUCCAUUGCAACAACUGUGUACUUACUUAUAAUCAUUUUGAUAGAUAUAGGCAAGUAGAACAAGUUGUAGAUUUAUCUGCUCCUAAAAUUAGUCUAGUAAUAGAACAUAGCCCCCAACAUCGGAGAGGUCGAUAUCCUCUGCCGCUCGAGAGAUUUCACGUCAGAUAAGAUCAGUUUUUGAGUUUGACGGUACUAAUUUAUUAUUUUCUAGACACGCACCCAACUAGAAGUAACAAACAAGUGGAAUCCGAUUCUAUUCAUUUUUUGUCGCUCAAAUAGUAACAAACAAGUGCUGAAAUCCGAUUCUAUUCAUUUUUUGUCGCCUUUUUAUCCUACAAACAUGAACUUUUAAACUAUCCAGUUCUCACUGUGCGUACUUAUUAAUUAUACUCGCUGUGCACACCCGCCUCAAGGUCAAGGCUGGGUAUAUCAUCAUCACUACUAGAAUAGAACAUGAACAUGAACAUUGAGAUUGAGUGAUUCUUGUUUUUUGUUGACAGUGUAAUUCUUGCAGCAUUCAUCGUGGCUUUCCUUUCUAAUCAAGCAUCGGAAAGGAGUCUCUGUGCUGUGUGCUUGUCGUGUAUAGUUUAGUGUUGCAUUAGAACAAGAAUAAAAAGUCUUAUUUUCGGCAGGGGAGAGGCACAGCCUUGGUUGGAGUCGAAGUGGAUUUUUCGGUAUUUUUGUACCUUGUUUGAAUCCCCUGCUUCUCGUCUUGUCUGUGUUCCACUACUAGAAAUAAGAUCUACUUUGGCAGUGCAUACAACUACUGGUAUCAAAGAUGCAGUCACCACCAAUCAUGCACAUGAUGAAUGUUGUCGAGAACGAUAUCUGUUCGUCCAUUCGUCAUUCCUGUUGUAACGUAAUGUGAAAGAAAAUGAAAAAACAGUGAAAAAAUUGACCAAACAAGAGCUGAAGCAGCACCGAGGAGCCUCGAGC
This is a messenger RNA of Amoebophrya sp. A25, 4252 nucleotides long. The record is from the annotation of a GenBank genome assembly. Lineage: Eukaryota; Dinophyceae; Syndiniales; Amoebophryaceae.